This is a messenger RNA of Sclerotinia sclerotiorum 1980 UF-70, 1122 nucleotides long. RefSeq lists its product as hypothetical. NCBI's taxonomy places the organism in Eukaryota, Fungi, Ascomycota, Leotiomycetes, Helotiales, Sclerotiniaceae. Gene Ontology annotation, molecular function: alpha-1,2-mannosyltransferase activity. Bases 1 to 1122 code for a protein of 373 amino acids. The transcript has 4 exons. Gene Ontology annotation, biological process: protein O-linked glycosylation; cell wall mannoprotein biosynthetic process; protein N-linked glycosylation. The record is from RefSeq and is a predicted model, not a curated record. Gene Ontology annotation, cellular component: Golgi apparatus; membrane.
AUGUAUCCAGGUGAUAUUCAUCUAAACAUUGGAAUCAACAUUAACAGUAACGGUUACAUUAAUAUUCGAGCUGUAGUUUUACACGCUACUGGAGAACCAGAAGGUGUGUUAUGGAGAGCUGAUCAAGGCUAUGGACUUGGAGCUGAGGGAACGAGUCGAAUUAAUGCCACUCUUUUAUCUUUGGUCCGUAACGAAGAGGUCGAUGGCAUGGUUCAAGCUAUGCAAGAUCUGGAGAGAACAUGGAAUCAUAAGUUCAAUUAUCCGUGGACGUUCUUCAAUGAUGUGCCAUUCACAGAGGAAUUUAAACGUCGAACUUCUGCAGAAACGAAGGCAGAAUGCAAAUAUGAAUUGAUCCCGAAAGAACAUUGGGAGAUUCCCUCAUGGAUCGAUAAAGAGCUUUUUGAUGAAUCAGCAAAGAUAUUAAAGGAGAACGACAUCCAAUAUGCCAGCAUGGCAUCGUACCACCAAAUGUGUCGAUGGAAUAGUGGCUUAUUUUACAAACAUCCAGCCAUGGCAAAUAUGCAAUUUUACUGGCGUGUCGAACCAAAGGUCCAUUUCUUCUGCGAUGUCGACUAUGAUGUUUUCAGAUAUAUGCAGGAUCAGAAUAAAACCUACGGGUUUACUAUCAAUCUUUACGAUGCACCUCAAUCGAUUCCAACCUUGUGGCCCGAAACGACGAAAUUCUUAGCUGCACAUCCGGAGUACAUCCACGACAAUAAUGCGAUGAAUUGGAUCACCGACAGUGCGCGAAGACCCGAACAUAAUCAGAAAGCGAACGGCUACUCCACAUGCCAUUUCUGGAGUAACUUCGAAAUUGGUAACAUGGAUUUCUGGCGUAGUCAAGCAUAUGAGGAUUAUUUCAAUCACUUAGACCGUGCUGGAGGCUUCUUCUACGAGCGAUGGGGAGAUGCGCCGGUUCAUAGUAUAGCACUAGCACUUUUUGAAGAUUCAAGCAAGAUUCAUUGGUUCCGUGAUAUCGGUUAUCAGCACAUCCCCUACUUCAACUGCCCUAACUCUCCAAAAUGCAAAGGUUGCCAGGCGGGACGUUUCACAGAUGGAGAAGCUUGGCUACAUAAGGAGGAUUGCAGGGCGAAUUGGUUCAAAUAUGUUGGUAUGGGUUGA